AUGGAGAUGUCCGCUUCAUCUUCCACGACCAGUGGUCGUAGACGAGUACGAACUCCGGGAAUACCUAGUACGUUUAAUCCGUUGUAUCUUGAGAAUGACAAUCACGUCUUCAAAUGGGUUGACGAAGCUUUCACCAAUGAGAUACAACAGUUGGACAACCAAGUUCGAAAGCUAGAAGAAGAAGUUCAAUUUCUCAAAGCAACAAUAAGGAGUGAAAGUGAACUCAGUGAAGGUCCCAAAAUAAUGGAGCCCAAGAUAAAGAUAUCAGGAGGUUGUGUUAUUCUUGCUGUCGUUUUAGUUCUAGGAAUUAUGAUGUACAAGAAGUAA
Molecule: messenger RNA, 327 nt
Organism: Brassica napus (rape)
Lineage: Eukaryota; Viridiplantae; Streptophyta; Magnoliopsida; Brassicales; Brassicaceae
Exons: 2
Coding region: 1-327 (108 amino acids)
Source: RefSeq, a predicted model, not a curated record